Messenger RNA from Acanthochromis polyacanthus (spiny chromis), 4533 nucleotides. It is a transcript of the gene fcho1, whose product is annotated as FCH and mu domain containing endocytic adaptor 1. Gene Ontology annotation, cellular component: plasma membrane; cytoplasm; clathrin-coated pit. Lineage: Eukaryota; Metazoa; Chordata; Actinopteri; Pomacentridae. Gene Ontology annotation, biological process: clathrin-dependent endocytosis; clathrin coat assembly. The record is from RefSeq and is a predicted model, not a curated record. Bases 254 to 3940 code for a protein of 1228 amino acids. The transcript has 27 exons.
GUAGACCAUCUCUGGCAAAAGCAAGAGGAAAGGAAAUUAAACAGCAGUGCUUAGUAUGGGCGGAGGAGAUGCAUCAUUUAUUUCCUGCAGGAAUUAAAUGGGUUGUGGAUAGUUUUGCUUGAUAGAGGAGACUUUCUUUCACUCCUCCCCAUCUGCUUUUUUGAAGCCCUAAUUUUUCAUGGCAGCCAUCUGUGGGGUGUCAGGCAGUGUGAGGGUGGCAGAAAAAGAGGUUGCUGUGAAUCUCUGAGUGAAGAUGGCCUUCUUUCAGAACAACUUCUGGGGGGAGAAAAAUGCUGGCUUUGACGUGCUCUAUCACAACAUGAAACAUGGCCAGCUGGCAACCAAGGAGCUCGCCGAGUUUGUCCGCGAGAGGGCUGCCAUUGAGGAGACUUACUCCAAAUCAAUGAACAAACUGGCUAAAAUGGCCAGCAAUGGAAGUCCACAGGGGACUUUUGCUCCCAUGUGGGAUGUGUUCAGGGUAUCCUCAGACAAACUGGCCCUCUGCCACCUGGAGUUGAUGAAAAAGAUGAACGAUCUCAUCCGUGACAUCAACAAGUACGGAGAUGAGCAGGUCAAAAUUCACCGUAAGACGAAGGAGGAGAUGGUGGGGACAGUGGAGGCGGUGCAGGCGCUGCAGGUUCAGAGCGGUCACCUUCAGAAGUCCAAAGAAGGUUAUCAUGCCAAGUGUUUGGAGCUGGACCGGCUCAGGAAGGAGGGAGCACCACAGAAAGAAUUGGAGAAGGCGGAGCUGAAGUCUAAGAAAGCGGCGGAGUCGUUUGCGUUGUGUAUCGAGAAGUACAACCGAGUGGGAGGAGAGUUUGAGCAGAAGAUGAGCGAGUCGGCCCAGAAGUUUCAGGAAAUUGAGGAGGCUCAUCUGCGGCAGAUGAAACAGCUGAUCAAAGGUUACUCCCACUCCAUAGAAGACACCCACGUCCAGGUGGGACAGGUCCAUGAGGAAUUCAAGCAGAAUGUAGAAAACAUCGGCAUCGAUAACCUCAUUCAGAAAUUUGCUGAACAGAAGGGAACGGGCAAAGACCGGCCAGCCCUGGUUGGUUUUGAGGAAUACAUGACAGCUUUGGCACCUGAAGGAGGGAAAAAGAGUCGGGCCAAAGCCUUCAGGAUCCCUGGCCUCGGCAAGAGGGACAAGGAGCCAGACUCUACGGAUUCAGCUGUGACAGAGGCACUGAAUUCACCCCUGGAAGUAGAUGAUGAGGGAUUUGUCAUCCGAGCUGACAGCACCCAGAAUGGCUGCUCUGAGGAAAAGGAGAACAACUUCUACUCUAGUGAUUCAGAUUUUGAUGACGAGGAGCCAAAGAAGUUCCACAUCCAGAUCAGACCAGUGGCCAGCAGCAAUCGCAGCAACUCUGUAGCCACAGAGAAGGAGCUGAAGGCUACCGUGGGGACGCUCACCCUGCCGCCCAACAGAGCAGCACGACAGCAGGUGUCAGUGAAGCGACAUCUCUCCAGAAACGUGAGUACUGCAGGAGGCCGAUCAGAGGAAGGUGAAGCUGCCUCCAACAGAGCAGAUGCAGAGCAGGAGGGCCUCCGCAGGUCCACCUCCAGCCCUGAUCACAGCAGGUUGAGUUCGACAGCGUCAGGCUCUGACAGUCUGUUCGGACCUCCGCUGGAAUCGGCCUUCAAGUCCAAAAGCUUCGACAGCCGAGAGCAGCUGAGAGAUCAGAGCGCUUUUGGUGCUUCUGAAUAUGCUGCCUUCUCGUCCGACUCCUCCUCUCCAGAGAAUGUUGAAGACUCUGGCCUGGACUCUCCUUCCCAUCAGCCCCUUGGGCCCUCCCCUGAGCCCGUGGGUUGGGCUGCAUGGCCUCCAAUGCCACAGAAUAAGGAGCAGACACAAACACUGGGGCGACCAGUGGACCCUUUCCUCUCUGCUUUCCGGGACCCCUCCCCUGGACGCCCUCACCAGCAGGACGACCCCGCCAGCGUCUGGUCCGUCGCCUCUUCACGUCCCUCACGUGUCCCCCCAGAGAUGGACACAUCGAUGCGGUUCCCUGCUUUCUCUCAGUCCCUCCCUCAACCUGAGAUGGAGUCGUCGGUGUGGAACUGCAAACACAUCCCACCUGAGGACCCCUUCCUCGCCGCCUUUGAGAGGACUGUCACCCAGGAGACUCUAAGCCUCUCUGACGCCUGGGCACGCCCACCGCCUCGCCCCACCCAGGAGGGCAGGGGCAUGGAGGUGAGAGGGGACCCGUUCUCUGUCGCCAUCUCCGACACCAAGACACUCCCAACCCCUUCCUCUUCCUCUUCAUCCUCCUCCUCCAAUCGUAAGGAGAGAGACAGGAAACGAGACCGAAGCCUCCCACCUCCAGUUUCUUCCGAUGACCCCUUUGCGAUCACGAUGAUUGGCAGCCCAACUCACCAGUCGUCGCUGGCUGCAGCGGCUGGGAUAAUCCCUCCACACAGCAGCAGCAGCAGCAGCAGCAGCAGCGGUGGUUCUGCCAGCAGCAAUAGGCUGGGACUCGAUGUUAACACAGGCUCUUUGCCGUCAGCUCAGCCAAAGAAAGAGCUGAUGCACUGGAACUCUGUCCACAACCCGUUCAGUGAAGGUGUCGGCUCCAAAUCACAGGAGAGAGGCGGAAAAGGAGAGGGAGGAGCCGGAGGAGAGAGGAGGAAGCACAGAUCAUCAGAAAGCGAGCCGCGCAGGAACGCCCCUCCCCUCACGAGGCAUUCAGGACCCCAGGAGGAUCUGUGCUUCUCAACGGACAAAGAUCAGGACUGUCUGGAUCUGAACACUCAGAUAUCCUGCAAUAUCGGCUCUCACAAGGGUUCCAAACACAAUUUCAGGCAAGACGCGGCUGAAGUGGUUGCAGCUGCUCCUCAGAGAGCCGCCCGGGCCAAGAGGUCUUCAGGCCGACUCAGCGGCUGUGAGCGAUCUCGGUCACUGUGCUCCUCCCCGCUGCCGGAGCCCAGCCCGUCCCUCACCUCCUCUUCCUCCUCCAGUCCCAGUGAGUGGGGGCCACAGGCCAGCGAGUGGGGGGCCCAGAACCGAGCAGCCAGCCCCGCCAGGCCGGGACAAGUCUCACCGCUGCCCUACCAGCACCAGGACCACCAGCCGAGACAGUUACACCUGUCCAGAGGUCCCAGUCCCAUUUCCCUCAGCACACAGGAGGCCUGGCCAGUCGCAGCGGCCAUCACAGAAUACAUCAACGCCUACUUCAAAGGUGGACAGCACAACCGAUGUUUAGUGAAGAUCACAGGUGACCUGACGAUGUCCUUCCCCGCAGGCAUCACGAGGAUUUUCACAGCCAACCCCAACGUUCCUGUUCUCAGCUUCAGGCUGCUCAACAUCUCACGGAUCGAUCACUUCCUGCCCAAUCAAAAGCUGCUCUACAGUGAUCCGUCUCAGAGUGACCCAGACACCAGAGACUUCUGGUUCAACAUGCAGGCGCUGCAGCUCUACCUGCAGAGAGAAGCUGAACUCAACCCCCAGGCUUCAUACUACAACGUCGGCCUGCUCAAGUAUCAGGUUUCGUCUCAGGACCCGGGCCGGGCUCCUCUGCUGCUGUCGGCUGAGUGUCAGCGGAGCGGCACGGUGACUCGGGUGUCUCUGGAUUAUCACUGCUGUCCUGCCACCGCUCCCUCCACGCAGCUCACCGCCGUUCAGGUGCUGCUGCCGCUGGACCACACUGCCACAGACCUGCAGUGUCAGCCGCCCGCCUCCUGGAACGCUGAGGAGCGACGGCUGCUGUGGAAGCUUCCCAACCUUUCCCCGACCAAUCACAGCAAAGGCUCAGGGACUCUGUGUGCCAGCUGGCAGUGCCUGGAGGUCCCCCGCGGCCCCCCACCCAGCCUGGCUGUUCAGUUUGUGGGCUCCGGGGCCUCGCUGUCGGGUAUGGACGUGGAGCUGGUGGGCAGCCGCUACCGCAUGUCACUGGUCAAGAAGAGAUUCGCCACAGGAAAGUACAUGGCGGGCUGCUCCCUGUGAAUCAUGUGAAGGACUGUCAGAUUCCCAAAUGGACCACGGCUGAAGGUUCAGAGAACUUAGCACUUUUACAGCGUCUGAGGUGAGAGAGGUCGUUCUUGGUAAGACUUACAGCUCAGCCUCGAAGGACAAUGUGCACUUACUUCUGACGGUGUCCUGCUGCUUUAGGACCAAGCCUUUUCUUCUUCCUUUCCUGUAACUUAAGUUGUGUGUUGUACAUUCAGUCCUGCCUUUUCCAGAAGGAAGUUGUCUUUUUUCUAUUGAAUCUUCUCUGUUCACAUCAUGUUCUGUGUGCCUUUGUAUCAAGACACUGCAAGCUAAGCUAGAUGGAAGAACCUUUCUUGAUUUACAGAAGAAGGAAAAAAAGUGUGUGAAUAAAAUUAAGCAUAUUACUGUCUGGUGCCGAGUUGCCAUGAAAACUAGGAUUUUUAAAUUAUGUAAAUACUGUAUCUCUAGAACAUUCUGAAGGAUUGAGUAAAUUUGUGAGCUAAGAUCUUCUACGAACCUUAAAAAAGGUUCUUUGUAAAUCUGACGUUUGUUCCAAAUACAGGUUUUGUGAUGUUGAUAUUUGAUAAAAAUAAAUGUGCUCAAACUUU